GUGUGGGCGUGUGUGUGUGUGUGCGGUCGGACUUUGCCAGUCAUGAUCACACGGCUGAUACUGGACCAGUGAACUCACCGCAGAGGGACAGCAAACUGCGCGAAGCUCAAGCACAACGUCAUCGAGUUGGAGUGAGUUAUCCUGCAUUUAUUGUACACCCGAGGACUUCAGCCUGGUCUGAAGACUCAUCAUGGCCGAACUGAGCGAGAGUCAGUUUUCUCUGAUGAGUCUGGAGGAUGAGCUGACCUGCAGCAUCUGUCUGAGUACCUUUGACUGUCCGGUGACCAUCCCCUGCGGACACAACUUCUGUCAGGACUGUCUCCUGGCCACCUGGAAGGACUCCUACAGCUGUCCUCAGUGCCGGACCCACUUCUCCACCAAACCGGAGCUGAAGAAAAACACGGUCCUCAGCACCGUCGUGGAGACCUUCGUGUUGAGGACCAACAGGAGCGAGGCCGGCCAGGUGGUGGAGGAGAGCAAAGCCGAGAAAAAGGAUGUUCUACGCUGUGAUACGUGUAUGGAGGCAGAGGCGUCCAAAACCUGCCUCACCUGCAUGGCCUCUUUCUGUGACGAGCACCUGCGGCCUCACCGGGAAAACCCAAUAUUUCGCCUCCACCAGCUGAGUGAACCUGUGGGCGACCUGUCGGAGCGGAUCUGCCCGGACCACCACAAGCUGAUGGAGCUGUUCUGCAGCCAACAUGGCCGUCCGAUCUGCAGCCUCUGCCUCCAGCAAGUCCACAAAGGCUGUACCUUCGUGUCUCCUGAGGAGCAGAGGAACCUGAUAGAGUCUGACCUGAGAGGCAAGUUGGAUUUGCUGGACGCAAAAAUUACAAAGAAUGAGACCGUUAUAUCUCAAAUGGGUAACAUGCAGAACAAGCUCAGGGACACAGCGACCAACAGAAAGAAGACUCUGACAGCUGAGUAUCAGCAGAUGCGGGAUAUCUUGGCCCAAGAGGAGCGUGUUGCUCUGAACACAGUGGACCGCGAGCUGGAGAGCGGUGAGACCAAACUCAAGGGUCUUGUGAAGAAGUUCACUGAGAAUAUUGACAGCAUGAGCAAAGCUAAAGAAGAGAUCCAAAGUCUGCUGAGUCAGUCCCAAACUGUGGCUUUCUUACAGGCUUCGUAUAACCUGCCCAAAAACGUCACCUUUGAUCCUUACACCCCUCAAGUCACCCUGGACUCCAAGAAGGUGACAGCAACACAGACCUCUGCUGCUGCCCUGAAGGAGUAUCUGACAGAGAUCCUUAAACAGCCUGUUGAGGCCAGACUGCUGAUGCUUAAACCAGAUGGAAAACCAGUUCCAGGCUCAGCACCUGCAAAUUCUGGAAGUGCUGGAUCUCAGCCGGAAUCCGAUGUAACCAAGCCUCCAAAGCAGAAAAAGCCACCCAGGUCCCACAGUCCCGGUCGUCCACCCAUCCAGCCUUUAUUCCAGCCAGGUCCUGGUUUUAUUAUGCCACCUGCAGGCGUCUAUCCACCCCAGCAUCCACCAGGUCCUAGAUUUAUGGCAAGACCAAAUGCACAUGUUAACACUGGCAUUUUUGGAGCUUAUGGGGGAUUUACACCUUUCAACCCAGGAACAUACCAAUCAUCUGAGCAACAGUGGACAGGUCCAGGUCCUCAACCCAAAGCAGCAGCAAAGAAGAAACAAAAACAAAAACCUCCCCAAACCACGGACGACAAAACAGAAAAAAAGAAUAACGCCCGUUCAAUGGAAAACCUGUUGGAUUUGGAUGGGAAAGACAAACCCACAAAGACAAACCCACAGACUCCUGCAGCUCAGCCCAAAGAGAUACCAGAAACGUUGGACAUUCCCCCAAACAUAACAUCUGCUGAAAAAAGAAGUGAACUUCUGAAAUAUGGUACAGUGCUCACUUUGGAUCCAAAGACGGCCCACAAACGCAUUGCACUGAGUGAGGAGUUCACUAAGGCCUCUGUGUCAGAUGAACACACAAACUACCCCGACUGCCCUGAACGCUUCGCUGUCUGCUCUCAGGUGCUCGCCACUAAGGGUUUCUCUAGAGGCCGCCACUACUGGGAAGUCCGACUGAGCAGCAACAAUUUCAUUGGCAUAGGGUUGGCUUACAGCAGCAUUGACCGCAAAGGUCCCACCAGUCGACUGGGCCGCAAUGUCCAUUCCUGGUGUGUCGAGUGGUUUAACGUUAAGCUGUCAGCAUGGUAUAACAGCAGUGAGACCGUGCUGGUCAAUCCCAAUCCAAAGCGCGUAGGCGUGCUGUUGGAUUGUGAGGAGGGCACUGCUACGUUCUAUAACGUGGCAGACAGGGCAUAUCCCUUCCACUCCUUUGUGUUCCCCUUUGCUGAAGCUGUGUAUCCAGCUUUCUGGAUUUUCUCAAGUGGCUCGUCCAUUACUUUGUGCAAGCUGCAGGCAUGAGGAGCAUAUCCACAUAAAUGGCAUGUACAGACACACACACACAGUAUCAGCACUUUUUCUAAUCAGAAUGGCUAAAAUGAAAAGAAUACCCUGCUAGUUGUGCUUACAAAGCUGGCCUUGUUGCCUGUCCAUUUGAAACUGAGUGGCAUUUUGUGCUGUUGGAAUGGAUCAGGUGAAACAGUGAUUGCUUGCUGCUAGGUGCCCCUCUGUAAGCUCUGCGUCAAACCAAAAAAGGCAUAGAUAAUGGUUUUUCUGCCCAGCCUGGGAUUAUUAGUCCAUAGACAUCUUAAAGCAUCACCUUUAAAAUGGAUGUCAGAAUUUACAGCUAAGUUCUUAGCUGUUGUCGUUAGCUACGCUAGCUUUGAUUUACAGCUGCAGCAUAUAUGCUAGCUUUUCAAAUCACAGGAAAAACAACAUACCUUGUGCUUUUAAGCCUAUAAACUGCAUUCAAAGUGAUUGGGAUGCACAUAUGCAUCAUAAUCACCUCCAUAAGUAUUUAAAAACAAGCUAUAAAUAUGUUUUUAAAGCUAUAUUUGCCUGAUAUCAGACUGAAUUGUCAACUUGUUACUCAGUUCCAAUCUUCAGUCUGACGUUGCAUCCACUCUGAUAUCUGUGGAGGUUGGAGAUUCCUCUAAGAUUUCCUCUAACCAACCACUGCAAACCCACAUAUCCGCCUCAAUCUCCGUACCAUCAGCAUGCUGGUGUAUGCCUGUGAUACGCUGAGUAUGCGGAGUCUCCACACCAUUUGACAGUCUCUGAGCCAGCAGAUAUGCUGGAGAAACUACCUUGGCAUUUGCCCUGUAGGCUGACAUUGGUGUUUGCUUUGUCAGCUGACAAUUACGUGGUUGCUGCUGCCAGGUAAGCUGUUUAAAUGCAGCUUACCUGGCCCUGGCUGUUACAUGUUAAGCUGUGCACUUGUGCACUGAUAUGAAGCAGACCUACUGAUGAGUAGUCAGAUGAGCAGCCAUGCCAACUUACCUGUUUUGAGAGUAGAGCAGGGAGAAAUAAUACAAACCACAAUAUCAGGCAAUAUUGACAAGACAUGCCGUCUUAACAGCCUUGUUAGCAGUGUCUCUUUUGUCUAUAGUGGCUGCCAUUGAUAUUACUCCUCAUUGGUUCCAACGCACUGCUUGACAACAGCGUUAGUCCCUCCAGGGUGCUGAUUGGUUAAUUGUUAGUUACCCCGUGGAGCUCAUUGGUUGUUUUUUUUUUUGACAGAGAAAACAUCAUUUCAUGUCACAAUGCCAGACCAUUCAGUCAACUCUAACUCAGUGGAGUGGUCGGAUUCAAAGGUCUGGACCAAGGCAAAUAUUGUACAUCUUAAUAUGCAGAAGGAAUAAACACAUAAUGUUGUUAUUGAUAGCAACAGAUGAGCAGAAUAAAUGAUCUACCAUACUUCCUUUUCUUUUUUUCAGUAAACCUAACUGAAGCAGAUAAUCAACACUGUAACAAAGUCUGGGUGUGCUGUCACAUUCAGCCAGCUGCCUUGAUGAGAUGAAGCUGGGAGGAAUAAUAGCUGGGUUUCCAUGUGCUGGUUUCAAUAUCAGAGAUUUGAGCUACUCCAUCCUUUACUAGGAUUACUCCAGAACACACGACACACACUGUACACUAUACGCACAGCAUGCGUGCACUCGUGUGUCUCCUGUAUUGCGAAUAUGACUGGAUAAAGAAGUGACUUAAUUAUGUCACUCUCCAGCAUAUGUCUAUAUGCAGUGUUUUCACAUGAAGUCUACAUGUGAAAAAUCUAUAUUUGUUUUGGAGUGUAGCUCUUCAGGUUAUAGGGCUGGGCAAUGUGAACAUUUUAUCAAGAUUUUUUUUUUUCUAUAAAUCAUAUGAAUCAGUUCUGGUGACCUUAAAGAUUUCCUGUAUUGCCUGGAUUCCAACUUUUGAAAUAAAAACAAUAGCUUGUGGUUGGUUGAGCUAACGUGACUAACCCUGUUAAAACAGGUUGUACAUUCCUAGAAGACUGGCUAGAAAUACAUGUUUGUUUGCUGGACUGGCUGUCCAUCGUGCACAAGCAGUGUGUCCUACAGACGGUGAAAUUUUGUUCAUCAAGAUAACUGAAUAUAUUGUUUGUAUCACCCAGCCCUAUAUCAUCACUUCAACUCUUUGACUGGUACGGCUGAUGAGAAUAGAACUCAUAUAGAAUGUUUUCAUCAAGAGCUGUCAGUCUUUAUUGGUUGAGUGUGAGUCAGGAGAUAAUGGCGAAGAGAGAGAAAGAUGACUUGCAGCAGCGGUCCUUGGUCAGAUUUGAUCCCAGGAUGUCAUGAUUGCAUGGUGUGACACAAUUUCACAUAUAUGGUAGGCACAUUAAACCAACAAGCCAUCAGAAUGCUCCGUUGGCUUUUGGUAAGGUGGUAGGAGGGUAGUUAGAUGUUAGUUUCACUGGGGUUUAUUAUUCGUUGUUUGAUGCCAAGUGUACCCCAGCUUGUAAGAUGUUUGCUGAGCACACUAGUGACUAUAGUUACGGUGGCUCAUUUCCCAAUGUGGCACCACGGGAGUACACCAGUGGUUGGUCAGUGCAUACUGAUAAGUUUCGGUCAGGCUAACCACGAUCACGCUCAUCUUGCAGGUGCUAAAAGAUGUGACAUGACAAACCAUAUGGGUGUUGAGCAGAUCUGUCUACACAAAAUGAGGUACAGUGAAGUUAGCUGUUUGAACACAGUUCUCCUUGGUCUUUUUGACAAAGGUGGCUUAAGUUCUGUUUUCAUAGCAGUUGAGAAGACACUGUUGUCUAGCAUGACUAAGCUGAUAAGCUGGUAGAGGUUCGGACAUGACAGCUGCUGUAGUGAAUUAAACUGUUUAAGUAAAAAAAAAUCUCUGAGGCAUUUCAGGCAAAGCACUUCAGGUAUGGACCUUUAGUUUUAGCUUACAUGGCAAUAUUUAAAGGUACAGUGCAUCUUUGCGUAUAAAGCCUGAACCUGUAAAGUGAAACCUGCUGUUUUCACUUUUUGCAGUUUAUCAACACAAUGGCGAAUUGUGGUUUGAGACACAUAGCUUUGUGAAACUAUAGAACGCUUUACCAUAAAAUAAGAGGUGGCCAAGCACUUACACUGUGUUGACACUGGUUUAGUCUUACUACUAUGCUUAAAUAACGUGUGUGCGUUCAUGCUUAGCAGAGUGAAAGAAUUUGUUUAUUUCAUGCAACAUUUGACUUUAUAGCUUAUGUUUUCUGUUUUUGGCUUGUAAAAAUGUGGUAUAGUCUGUAGACUCCGGUGGCUUGCAGAUCAUUUUGUUGUUUGUCCUUGUGCUCUUCAGCUGCAAUGUAUUUGAUACUGUUCUUUGUAUCUAAUACUUUCAAGGGUCCCAGUACAUUGGCUUGUACUUAAGUGUGUGUCAUCAAAAGUUAUCAAAUCAACCUUUGUGCAAUGCUUCAUGUGUGCUGGUUGUAUUCAGUGUACAAACAGGAGAUGCAUGGACAAACCAGUUUAUUUGAUUGUAUUAACAUUCUAAAGAUUUUUGUUCUAUUACAUUAAGUUUACUCAAAACCGUUUGUAAUACAAAUGAACCAAUGAUUGUUACAAAUAAAAGAUGUUUCUCUCUCUCUCUCUCUCACACACACA
Molecule: messenger RNA, 5952 nt
Organism: Epinephelus fuscoguttatus (brown-marbled grouper)
Lineage: Eukaryota; Metazoa; Chordata; Actinopteri; Perciformes; Serranidae
Gene: trim25
Product: tripartite motif containing 25
Exons: 13
Coding region: 191-2389 (732 amino acids)
Molecular function (GO): zinc ion binding; protein binding
Source: RefSeq, a predicted model, not a curated record